Messenger RNA from Musa acuminata subsp. malaccensis (wild Malaysian banana), 1341 nucleotides. RefSeq lists its product as uncharacterized. The record is from RefSeq and is a predicted model, not a curated record. NCBI's taxonomy places the organism in Eukaryota, Viridiplantae, Streptophyta, Magnoliopsida, Zingiberales, Musaceae.
CUUACACACACCGACAAGUAAAUGCCUGCACCUAUACUUAUCCCUUGCUUCACACCCCCUCUUCGUUCUAUGUUUUCCCUUGACGCCUCUUGGAGGAGUUCAUAGCGACCGCAAAAGCGACAAUGGCGACAGCCAGCGAGCUCGAUAACAAGCAUCGCAGCUCCCUUGGGGGAGCCGCAAAACUGGCGAUGGCGGCGGCAUUUUUGGUCGGGCUGGCGAGCUGGUACUACGCGGUGGAAAUACGGCCGCCGCCGCCCACUCCGUGCGGGUCGGAGGACGGGCCACCGGUGACCGCGCCGAGGAUUCGGCUGAGGGAUGGACGGUUCCUGGCCUACUCCGAGACGGGGGUGCCCAGGGAAAGGGCUGCGUACAAGAUCGUCCACUGCCAUGGAUUCGGCAGCUCCAGGCUCGACAGCCCCCGGGCCUCCCCGGAAUUGAUAGAGGAGUUAGGUAUAUAUAUAGUAGGUUUCGACAGAGCUGGAUAUGGUGAAAGUGAUCCCAAUCCCAGUCGUUCACUGAGGAGCGAGGCGUCAGAUAUCGCGGAGCUGGCAGAUGCUUUGGAGCUGGGCCCCAGGUUUUACCUGAUUGGGUUCUCCUUGGGUGGCCAUGCUGUCUGGGCGUCCAUUAAGUACAUUCCAGAUAGGAUUGCUGGAGCUGCUAUGAUGGCACCAGUAAUAAACUACAGAUGGCCUGGGUUCCCGCGGAAUCUAUCAGAGGAGGCUUACAGAAAGCAACAGCCUGGAGAUCAGUGGGCAUUGCGAGUUGCAUAUUAUGCCCCCUGGUUGCUGCAUUGGUGGAUGAAACAGUCGUGGUUGCCUUCCUCCACCGUUAUCAAAGGCACAACCAAUCUGCCCAACCGCUUGGAUGCACAAGUUCGUGAGUACGCCAUGAAGAAUAGUGGAAUGUUCGAAGAGAGGCGGAAACUUGCCACUCAGCAAGGCAUGCUUGAGUCGUUUUACCGAGACAUGAUGGUGAUGUUCGGGAAGUGGGAAUUUGAUCCGAUGGAUCUCUCGCAACCGCCCUUUCCAGUUCAUCUAUGGCAUGGGGAUGAAGACGGGCUCGUGCCGGUUACUCUACAGCGAUACAUCUGCAGCCGCCUCAGCUGGAUCAACUACCAUGAGCUAAAGGAAACAGGGCACUACUUGGGAGGUGUGCAGAGCUUGGUUGAUGUUGUCCUCAAGACCUUGCUAGUGGUGUCGGUUUCAGCAUGACCACGUAUUUAUCAGUUUGGAAAAAGAAGCACCCACAGGAAGCGGAAUGCGUAAUUCAUACAUGGGAGGGAUAAUAAUUAGAUCGCACAUGCCCUAUUUUAACAAUGCAUCCAUUACUUAUGCGAGAUCA